This is a messenger RNA of Oppiella nova, 1122 nucleotides long. The record is from the annotation of a GenBank genome assembly. Lineage: Eukaryota; Metazoa; Arthropoda; Arachnida; Sarcoptiformes; Oppiidae.
AUGGCAUCGGUGGCCGCGUGGUUGCCGUUCGCCAGAGCGGCGGCCAUCGGUUGGGUGCCCAUCGCCAACAACCCGCUGCCGGCGCCGCCGAUAUCGCGGCAGUCGCGGCGCCGGGAGGACGAGAAGUUCGUGAUCAACGUGAGCGGUCGCCGAUUCGAGACGUGGCGAAACACGGUCGAGAAGUACCCUGACACUCUCCUCGGAUCCAAUGAACGCGAAUUCUUUUUCGACGAGGAGUCCAAGGAGUACUUCUUCGACAGAGACCCCGACAUAUUCCGACACAUACUCAACUACUACCGCACCGGUAAACUCCAUUACCCCAAACACGAGUGUCUCAUGUCGUACGACGAGGAACUGGCCUUUUUCGGGAUCAUACCCGACGUGAUCGGCGACUGUUGUUAUGAGGACUAUAGGGACCGGAAGCGGGAGAACGCCGAGCGGAUGCUCGACGACCGGCUGUCCGACGGCGAGAACAAGAAGGACGCCCCGAAAGGGACGGUUAGGCAGCAGAUGUGGCGGGCGUUCGAGAACCCGCACACGAGUACGGCUGCCCUGGUCUUCUACUACGUGACCGGGUUUUUCAUAGCGGUCAGUGUCGUGGCCAAUGUGGUCGAGACAGUACCUUGCACACACAAGGAGGGCAACCCCGAGAACAAAAUCAGCUGCGGCGACACGUUCAAGGUGGCCUUUUUCUGCCUGGACACCGCCUGUGUCAUGAUUUUCUCGGCCGAGUAUAUGCUCAGACUAUACGCCGCGCCCUUCCGGUGCAAGUUCAUGCGCUCCGUCAUGUCCAUCAUCGACGUGGUGGCCAUAAUGCCCUAUUACAUCGGAUUAUUCAUCAAGGACAAUGACGACGUGUCGGGCGCCUUUGUCACCCUCCGUGUGUUCCGUGUGUUUCGUAUAUUCAAAUUCUCGCGACACUCGCAGGGCCUCCGCAUACUGGGCUACACAUUGAAGUCGUGCGCCAGUGAGCUCGGGUUCCUGGUCUUCUCCCUGGCCAUGGCUAUCAUCAUAUUCGCCACCGUUAUGUUCUACGCCGAGAAGAAUGUCGGCGGCACCACCUUCACCAGCAUUCCCGCCGCGUUCUGGUACACCAUUGUCACCAUGACCACCUUAGGGUGA